Messenger RNA from Salvia splendens (bonfire salvia), 779 nucleotides. Its product is annotated as coatomer subunit gamma-like. The transcript has 5 exons. Gene Ontology annotation, cellular component: endoplasmic reticulum-Golgi intermediate compartment; COPI vesicle coat; endoplasmic reticulum. The record is from RefSeq and is a predicted model, not a curated record. Bases 5 to 739 code for a protein of 244 amino acids. Gene Ontology annotation, biological process: protein secretion; endoplasmic reticulum to Golgi vesicle-mediated transport; intra-Golgi vesicle-mediated transport. Lineage: Eukaryota; Viridiplantae; Streptophyta; Magnoliopsida; Lamiales; Lamiaceae.
CGUUAUGAUUUACGGGCUAAUUUUUGUGCAGGACACUAGUGAUUUACUUAGAGUUAUCUUACUUGGAGAGAUCAACAACCGCGAUGUUCGAUGUCGGGCAAGUGCUAUUCGUUUGCUUUUUCUUAUUCCUAACGUCGAAUCUUGUAGCGAAGAUGUUGUGAAAUGCCUCAAGCAUGUUCUGAGAGAAAGGAAGCCUUUGGCUCGAAUCGCUGGCGUUGUCUGCGCCAUCAAUCUGAUUAAGAGAGAUCCAUGGUGGCGUGACACACUCGAACCCAUGCUGGUUACUAAUAUUAUUGAGUUUAGGGGAAAACACGUUCACUACCAAUCCUUAUAUCUUCUAUUUCAGGUUAAGCGGCAUGAUUUGGUGCUACGGACCGCAAAAUGGGCUAAUAUCUAUAGACGUCCGUUUUGGUCUACUUCUUCGUGGGGGUCUUGCAUCUUGGCUCGCGCUAUUGCCCAGGUAGCGCGGGAUAUGUAUGUCGGUUUGAACCCUGAUUACAAUAAAUUCCUAUACUCUUGUAUAUGUGGUAAAGAUGAACUGCUUGCAAUAGAAGGAUUCCGAUCACUUGCAGCGGUCAGAAGCAUAACCAGUACUCAAUUGAAUCCUGCCGUUGAUGUUAUACGCCGAAUUCAUCGGGUUUCGAUGAAGAAGCCCGUGUUGACGUUUGCUAUCAUGAGGACGUUGCAAAAGGUGUGGGUGAGUACAGAUAAAGAGAUCAUAGAGAAAUCGUUCUUAUAAGUCAUGAAAAUAAAUUAUAUUUGGAGGAAGUCAAGCAAGC